Molecule: messenger RNA, 2686 nt
Organism: Vitrella brassicaformis
Lineage: Eukaryota; Vitrellaceae
Source: the annotation of a GenBank genome assembly
AUGAAGACCAACAGGACCAUGAGCAGCACCACCGCCAGAGCGCGCCGUCCCCUCCCACCCCUCCUCUGCACCCUCACCGCAUUCAUCGCAGCCCUUCCCCCUGCCUCGCUCAUAUCGCCCUCCCACCACCAUGGGCCAUUCAUCAGCAGACCAGCCUCAGCGUUUGCCCCGGGUUCCCUGGCGAGAUCUGGAACGAGGCGGCCGCUCUGGCCGAGAGACCGGCCCCAGUCUCGCCCGCCCGACCUCCCGAGGACCGCUGACGCCCGAGGACUCUUCCCUUCACCAUCACCAACGCGCGUGUCGGUUGCCGUGCGCGAGGCGCCUGUCGAGCCCACCGAGGCCGAGCGGCUGCCUCUCGUGUAUCGCGUGCCGAUCCUGGGAGGGUUCCUGCGGCUGUUCAAGCUGCUGAUGCUGCUGCUGGUCAAGGGCAUCUUCACCCCCCUGCAGUCGGCCAUGGCCAAGAGGAAGGAGGAGAGAGCCGCUGCGGCCGUGGAGGAGGCCCCCAGUGCUGCAGACAGGGCGGCCGUCAGUGUGAGGGAGGACAAGAUCGACAGAGAUGAGAGGGUGGCCGCUGCUGCCAAGCCGGUGGGCGCGGCACUCGCCGUGAAGACCCCUGCUGCACCAGCUCGAGGCGCUGGGGCGGCCGCUGAGACCAAGAGAAAGGUGGCGCCAGCGUCCAAGUCCGCCGUGGCUAUCAAGGAGGAGGGAGAGAAGGAGGAGACAAAGGAGGAGACCCCCACUGGUGCCAAAAAGCCCCUCGCCGGUGUGCUGCGCUUUAUGCGCAACGGCGCCGAGCCCGUCGACUACGGCAUAGUGGGCGACACUGCCGCAACCGCCACAGCCACAGCCACAGAGGCACCUGCUGCCCCAGCGACCAAGGAGAAGGCGCGGGCGCCCGCCGGCGAGACCAUCACGUUCGCCACGGAGGCGACGGACACCGUCACCGAGUGGGCCGUCAACGUGGCCACAUCCGUCCCCAUGACAGAGGAGGAGAUCCUCGAGCAGAAGCGCAUCCAGCGAGAGAAGAUGGAGCAGCGGCUGGAGACCCUCCGUCAGAACGUCGUGCAGCUGGCCGACGACCUGAGCUACGGCUUCAACAACUUCCAGAGGGGCAUCGAGUACCUGAGCGAUGAGAUCGCGGAGGGGUCCGUCAAGGGGUGGCAGGCGUCAAAGCAGUGGGUGGUGUUCGAGUGGGUGGCGGGCCUGGCACCCAAGUGGGUCAAUUCGGUGGCGGAGACGACCAGCCUUAGCUGGCAGGCCGUCAGCGAUGCCCAGUGGAAGGCCAACCAGGAGGCCGUCAAGAGGCAGCAGAGGGAGGCCUAUAUGAGGGAGAUGAGGGAGAAGGAGAGGGCCGAGAAGGACAAGGCAGAGAGGGAGAAGCCGAAACUGGCCGAGAAAGAAGACAAAGAGAAAGAAACGGCGAAGGCGAAGAUGACACAGCAGCAGAAGAAGAAGAAGGACGAAGGCGGCGACAAAGGCGCCCCAGGUGAGCACAGCCCCCUCUCCCCUCCCCUCCCCUCCCUGCCCACACACACACUCACAAACAAUCACAGCCUCCCAGCGCCUUUGUAUCUGUCCUGUCAUGGGUUGUCUGUCUGCAGGUCCCCCUCCCCCACUGAAGAAGGAGACCAGCCCCCCAGCGAUGAAACAGGAGCCGGCUGACACCACCACCACCACCACCCCCGCGCCACCCCCGCAGCCUAAACAGGAAGCCGCCCCCAAAGCCACCCCUCUGCCCAAGGAAACAAUCGAGUUCAAGUUCCCCCCAGACGAGACAGAACCAAAACAAGAGGAGACCACGCCGGCUGCAGGGCGGGAGCCUGUGACGACCACAGCAGCGGCGGCUGCGGUGUCCAAGGAGGAGAGGCGCGGCAGCAGUGAGCCCCCGAUGAUUGAGCUCAACAUGGCCGGCAACCCUGCCAGUCUGCCAUCAGUGUACCCCUUCCCCAUCCACCAGCCGAGGAGGUCGGCAUGGUGAGGUGGGCGCGGCGCUCUCGAGGGCACGGCACGGCACAGGAGACGAGAGAGAGGAGAUGGGUGUGUUGGAUUUUUGCUGUGCAUUUUGAUCGAUGCGUGCGGGAGAGAGAGGAGAGGUGUGAGAGGUGAGGAGGUAUCUGGAUGGAUGGAUGGAUGUGUAAUGUAGCUCGGCUUGCUGUGGUUGGUUGAUGUUUUGAUGCGGUCUCGCAAGUGAGUGGAUGGGCGUGCCGGCGUGGUGUGAGCGUUCGUGUGCCCCCUUUAUCAGUGUCCGCGUGUGGCUAGUGUUGUGUGAGGAAUGCAGUGUCAGGGCCAUACCAUGCGCACAUGCGUGUGUGGGGUGUGGGCGUGAGAGAUUCCUGCGUCGUGUGGCCACGCGUGUGUGCGGGUGGCCGUCGCCCUGGGUGUGUAUCUGGAUAAGAUAGAUUCGAUGAGUGACUUUUUGCCCUCAUCUGUGUCGCAUUUCCAUCGCUUAUUUCUCUUUCUCACCGGUCCCUGCACGCAACGUGAUUCGUACAGGCGGAUUACAUAUACACAUGGCCUGUCUGAGUGUCUGCCUGAGUGUGGAGCUUCAUGAGUCUUUAUGGGAUCGAUCAUUCAUUCCUGUGCAGCCCGGCUCGGUCAUCCAGACAUCAUUGACUGGGUAAUGCCUGGCAUGAGCGAGAGAGAUGUGAUGAUUUUUUGCCACCACGUUUGCUUGCCUGUCUGUCGU